Molecule: messenger RNA, 1518 nt
Organism: Adineta ricciae
Lineage: Eukaryota; Metazoa; Rotifera; Eurotatoria; Adinetida; Adinetidae
Source: the annotation of a GenBank genome assembly
AUGAUGGAAUAUAACAAUAGUGGUCUUGAAAUCAAUAUAGAACAAGAUGAACAAAAGAAUAAUUCAAAACAAUCAUCGAUUAUACCUGAAAUACGACCAUUGAAAUGUCCAAAUCCGGUUGUUAAUCGUCUAUCUCUUUUACCAGCUUAUCCAACAUUCGAUCGAUUUGGACCUAUUAAUGGGGAUCAUCUACUUUUGGCUAAUGUUCCUGUUCGAUAUUUAACAAAUGAGCAACAACGACGUCGUUCUCAUUAUCAGUUUCAUCAACCAUUUACUCUUACUGAUCAGAGCAAUGAUCUUAACGUUCGACCAUUCUUUGUUAAAAUCUAUGGCAACUUAUACGAAAAUCUUACUAAACGUUUUCAUAUUGAUGAUGCCACUCUCGAUUAUAAUUAUGAACGUCUUUCUAUGUGUAUGAAUAUUAUGACACAAGAACGAAUUCGAUAUGGUUUACUUCCAAUUGAUACUAUUGGCAUGGCAAAACUAAGACUGGAUGAAUAUACAUUAGCUAUGGAAUUCUAUCUGCAAAUUGAUGAUGAAUUGUUUUUUAUGAAAACAUGUUCAUUUCGUAAUGCUCAACCAUCAUCAUAUGAACAUCGUGGUAUCUUCUGUAUUAAUGAACCACGAUCCUUUUAUGGAUUACAACCAUGUGAACUUGUAACAUGUCGAUUUUGUUAUCCAAUCAAAGAGGUUCUCAUGCAUGGUCGACAAAAUCAACCAGUUGUUCAAUUUUCGUCAGCACAUACACAUCGUUUCCUUAAUGGCUAUGAGACUAUUCUCAAUUGUCCAGCGUCGUGCACAACGAAGAAUAUUCUCUAUGCACUUACGUGUCCUUGUGCUCGAUUUGAUUAUGUAGGAUAUACAUCAAUGACAUUGGAUGAACAACUCAAAUAUCAUCGUGAACAUGGUAAUCGAAUUAUUCAUGAAUUUAUUCUUGGCCCAGAAAAUAUCAAACAAAUACAACAACGAACAAAAUCACCAGAAGAACUAAUCGUCGAUGAUAUAUUACUUUAUAAACAUUUAGCUCAUUGUCCUUCAGCUAUUCAAAUGUUUCUCGAUUGUAAUCCACAAUACUGGCAUUUUGUUCCUAUGUUAGAAUCAGAAGCGGCAACACAAAAUCUUUCUUGUAAUUUAUCAUCAAAUAAUUAUACAUUUUCUCCAUAUCAACGUUUCAAACAACCACAAAUUCUAAAAAAUAAACGUGACGAUCUUAAACCUAAUGUGCAUCUUGAUAUUUACAAUGCUUCAAUUAUAGCUGUUCUGCCAGACAACUGUACGCAGUUAUUUUACCAUUUGAUUGAAGCAUUAUUUAUUACACAUGCUCAAACAAAGUUGAACACAUUGGGUCAUCUUGACGGAAUGAUUGUUGAAAACAAUAAUAGCAAUAAUACAUAUGCUCGAUUAGUGAGCACUGGUCACGAUAGUAACUGGUGUCAAAAUCUUGUUCGUCGUCCAGUGAUCUCAUACGAGAAAACACGGUCAUUAGCAAGUCAACGAAGAAAUCCACAUUUUCAAUAA